UCAGCUGCGGAUUUCAGUGGCAGAAAGUGCGUUUGAAGACUUGAUGAAAAGAUGAUGCUCUUCUCUCAACAUCGCCACCGUCGCGGACAUGAAUGCAGACCGGUCGUUUUGUAACGAGUCCGUAAACAAGGCCGACUUCACUUACAUGUGUGUGUCUGAUCUGUUCACUGCUGGCAAUGGGCAGAUGCUGCAGAUGCUGCAGAUGCAACGGGAGACUGCUGUGCAUGUGCCUGCUGCCCUGCAUGAUGACCGGCCACCUGCUGAUCUACGUCAUGGUGUCCAUCUUUGUCACCAUCUCCUACUCUCCCCCGAAGAUAACCACGCACUACGUGGCCCCGGGAUUCUCGCCUAACUCCUCCACGCUGGCCUCCCACCCCCUCAGUCCCUUCUGGAACCUCCGUCUGCAGGACAGCGCGCUGUGGAACCGUUUGCAGCACGCCUGGGACCGUCAGCACAAUCCCCUGCUGCGGGGAAACGUGACCGGCGUCAUGAGGAAGCCAAAGGCCAACACGGACACAGAAGUCGAGGACGACUGCGUCUCCGACUGCGUGUCGCAGAAGUGUUUGCUCCCUCGUAUGAACGAUUUUAACGGCCUGCCAGAACAAAUGAAGGCGUUCAUCAGGUCAAUGCACUGCAGGGAGUAUCCCCUCCUGAUUAAUCAGCCUAACAUGUGUCGGAAGAACAACAUCAGCCUUGAUCUGGAGACUCCCAUGCUCCUCAUGGCCGUCAAAUCUCAAGUGGGGAACUUUGAGAACAGGCAGGCCAUCCGCGAGACGUGGGGGCGCAGUGGUUUUGUGAAGGGGGAAUCGAACAGGAAAGGCGGAUUAGUGCGCACAGUGUUUCUUCUCGGAAGACAGGACUCGAGCACGGGCCCCCACCCAGACCUCAAGAACCUUCUGGAUCUGGAGAACCAGAAAUACGGCGACAUCCUGCUGUGGGAUUUCAAAGACACUUUCUUUAACCUGACACUGAAGGACCUGUUGUUUUGGCAGUGGAUGCAGAUACACUGCCCCACCGCCAUGUUCGUGUUCAAAGGCGACGACGAUGUCUUUGUCCGCACCGGCGCGCUUCUGGAUUACCUGCACAAGCAGUGGCAGGAGCUCUACCAGUGGAGACCCCAUACCAACGACAGUGGCGUCGAUUUGUUUGUGGGCGACGUGAUCAACUACGCCAUGCCCAACCGCGAACCGUCCACUAAAUACUACAUUCCGGAGCGCUUCUACAAGGGCGUGUACCCGCCGUACGCAGGCGGAGGAGGCGUGGUCUACUCUGGCUCGCUUGCAUUGCGACUCAAGGAGGUCUCCGAGAGGGUUCGUCUGUUCCCGAUAGACGACGUGUAUCUGGGGAUGUGCCUGCACAGACUCGGGCUCUCACCGAACCAUCACCCGGGGUUUUUGACAUUCGAUCUCCCACAGACAGACAGGGGAAAUCCGUGUGCUUACAGGUCUGUGCUGCUCGUUCACAGACGGACUCCCAAGGAGAUGCUGACGCUGUUCCAGCAGCUCCAGAAUCUGCCCGGGCAGUGCUGACGCUCAUUUGCCUGCCAAAUGAGCGUCACUGAGGGCAGAAGUGAGGCUAUUCCUGCACCACAGGAUAUAUUAUAUUAUGUAUAUUAUAAUGAACUCUCUUGGUCUUUUGAAGUCAUUUUAUGUUUUGUGUUGUAUUUCUACUCUGGAUUAAAAUGAACUGUAUCUUCUUGUGGAGCAGGUGGUAAUGUCUUCAAGUACCUUACGUCAUAGAAGUACCUAACAGGUGUAUCAAGCUAUGGCCGUAGUCUGACUAAGAGAGGCAAUCAUGGAGGAGAAAACCGAUUUAUUGGCCGCGUACGUCUGAUUCCACCUGUGUAGGUGGCACUGUAUCUCUCUAUAAACUCACAUAGUCAAUCAGGCCAGUGUCUGUAAAAACAUCUACAAAACAUCCUUUAUUCCCUCUGCAAUAUCCACCUUAAACAAAAUCAAACAGCCAUCACACCGUACGUGACGUUAUCUGUCGUUGUUGUUGUUCUUUUAACCAUGUUUCCUAUUUUAUUUGACUGCGUUUAUUUUGUGAGUGUGAAAGUGUCUCGAGAGUGUUGAAUGUACUGUAUUUUAUUGUUGCAGCCGUGUCAAAGAAACAUUUCUGUCACUGAUUGGGACACACAAAGAAGUCUAUCUGUCUGUCUGUCUGUCUGUCCGUCUGUCUGUCUAUAAGCUAGUGCAUUGAAUCAGUUUCCUGUUUACCUUUGAUAAACAGGAAACUGUCUAUCAACAAAUGAUAGAUUGUGCUGUGGUUGUGUAUAUUUACAUGUUAAUCCUGAUACAAAUUAGAUGGCGCAUGGCCUCUUGUGGUUGCUUUGGUGUCCGAAGAAAGACGCCGCCGCCGCCGCCGCCGCCGUUGUUUAUACGUUAUCUUCUUCUACUUCCGGGUCAAAAACCUGGGGAGGGAAGUAAGAGUAAUUGGACUAUGAAUCCAGGUAUGUUAGUCUGAUAACUAUUGUCUUAGUCCGACUAAAAUACAGACUUUUAAGAUGGGUUAGGGUUAGGGUUGACUGAGCUAUAACAAGACUGAUCUACCUCAAAGGGUCUCUUUGUUUUGAGGGCAUUACGCUGGAUUCACCGGAACUAUCGGAUGUCAGCAUGUCGGCCAUCGUUGGGUGCGAGUUGCCCGACAAAAACGUUGGUAACUGCCUUGUCUGAGAGCUCCGUCAGAGUGAUUUGAUUGGCUGACGCUCGGAAAAAGUGAACAUUUUUCAACCUCUGCCACUUGAAAGCAAGCAAAGCAAAACGAGCGAAGGACUGCGAUGUAAUAUGUUG
Solea solea (common sole) is the source of this 2792-nucleotide messenger RNA. Its product is annotated as N-acetyllactosaminide beta-1,3-N-acetylglucosaminyltransferase 2. Lineage: Eukaryota; Metazoa; Chordata; Actinopteri; Pleuronectiformes; Soleidae. The transcript has 2 exons. Gene Ontology annotation, molecular function: hexosyltransferase activity. The record is from RefSeq and is a predicted model, not a curated record. Gene Ontology annotation, cellular component: membrane. Bases 177 to 1529 code for a protein of 450 amino acids.